GGGGGGCGGCGGCCGCCUCGGUCAGCGCCAUGGGGAGCCCCCGGGCCGCGCGGCUCCAGCUGCUCCUGCGCCCGGUGAGGCUGCUGCGGAGGCGCUUCCGGCUGCUGCUGGCGCUCGCCGCGGUGUCCGUGGGGCUCUGGACUCUGUAUCUGGAGCUGGUGGCGUCGGCCCAGGGCGGCGGGAACCCCUUGAACCGGAGAUACGGCAGCUGGAGAGAACUGGCCAAGGCUCUGGCCAGCAGGAACAUUCCAGCUGUGGAUCCGCACCUCCAGUUCUACCAUCCCCAGAGGCUGAACCUCGAGGACCAUGAAAUGGACCAAGGUGGGAGCAGUAACAGCAGCUACUUGAAGUGGAACAAGCCUGUCCCCUGGCUCUCGGAGUUCCGGGGCCGUGCCAACCUGCACGUGUUUGAGGACUGGUGUGGCAGCUCUAUCCAGCAGCUCAGGAGGAACCUGCAUUUCCCGCUGUACCCCCACAUUCGCACAACCCUGAGGAAGCUGGCCGUGUCCCCCAGAUGGACCAACUAUGGCCUCCGCAUCUUUGGCUACCUGCACCCUUUCACUGACGGGAAAAUCCAGUUUGCCAUUGCUGCAGAUGACAACGCGGAGUUCUGGCUGAGCCUCGAUGACCAGGUCUCAGGCCUCCAGCUGCUGGCCAGUGUGGGCAAGACUGGGAAGGAAUGGACGGCCCCUGGAGAGUUUGGGAAAUUUCGGAGCCAGAUUUCCAAGCCGGUGAGCCUGUCAGCCUCCCACAGGUACUACUUCGAGGUGCUGCACAAGCAGAAUGAGGAGGGCACCGACCACGUGGAAGUUGCGUGGCGACGGAAUGACCCUGGAGCCAAGUUCACCAUCAUUGACUCCCUCUCGCUGUCCCUCUUCACAAAUGAGACGUUCCUACAGAUGGAUGAGGUGGGCCACAUCCCACAGACAGCAGCCAGCCACGUGGGCUCCUCCAAUGCUCUUCCCAGGGAUGAGCAGCCGCCCGCGGACAUGCUUCGGCCUGACCCCCGGGACACCCUCUACCGAGUGCCUCUGAUCCCCAAGUUGCGUCUCCGCCACGUCCUGCCUGACUGUCCCUACAAACCCAGCUACCUGGUGGAUGGGCUCCCUCUGCAGCGCUACCAGGGACUCCGGUUUGUUCAUCUGUCUUUUGUUUACCCCAAUGACUAUACCCGCCUGAGCCACAUGGAGACCCACAAUAGAUGCUUCUACCAGGAAAACGCCUACUACCAAGACAGGUUCGGCUUUCAGGAGUACAUCAAGAUUGACCAGCCUGAGAAGCAGGGACCGGAGCAGCCAGCAGGUCUUGAGGAAAGCCUAGAAGAGGCCCAGUAUGGAGAAGUGGCUGAGGAGACCCCUGCCUCCCACGACCAGAAUGCCGGGAUGCUCGAGGGAAGACGGACGCCUGCCUCCACCCUGGAGCAAGAUGUCACCGACUACCACCUCCGAAGCCUGCGGAAACUCCUGGCUCAGCCUCGGGACGGCCUGCCGGCCCCCCUCUCCAAACGGAACUCCACGGCGUCCUUCCCGGGGAGGACCAGCGACAUUCCAGCGCGGCAGCCGGAGAAGAGGAAGCAGAAACCCAGCCCUGAGCCCAGCCGAGCUUCGCCUCAUUCUGACACGUGGCCUCCUGGGCACCCUGCGAAGAACCCGCCUCCGAUUCGGGGGCCCCGGCCCAAGCCCGCUGGUGACGGCCCCAGGAAGACUCUGGAGCAGUCUCAGUGGCUGAACCAGGUGGAGUCUUACAUCGCGGAGCAGAGAUGGGGUGACAGGAUGCAGCCUCCGGCCCCCGGGAGGGGCUGGCACGGGGAGGAGGAAGUGGUGGCAGCCACAGGCCCGGAAGGACAAGUAGAGGGAGAGGAAGAGGGGGAAGAAGAGGAAGAGGAAGAGGAUAUGAGUGAGGUGUUCGAGUACGUACCUGUGUUUGACCCGGUAGUAAACUGGGACCAGACCUUCAGUGCCCGGAAUCUUGACUUCCAAGCCCUGAGGACUGACUGGAUCGAUCUGAACUGUAACACAUCUGGCAACCUGCUGCUUCCGGAGCAGGAAGCUCUUGAGGUCACGCGGGUCUUCUUGAAGAAGCUCAACCAGAGGAGCCGGGGGAGGUACCAGCUACAGCGUAUUGUGAACGUGGAGAAGCGUCAGGACCAGCUACGUGGCGGCCGCUACCUCUUGGAGCUUGAACUGUUGGAACAAGGCCAGCGCGUGGUGCGGAUCUCGGAGUAUGUGUCUGCGCGAGGCUGGCAGGGCAUCAGCCCAGCUGGUGGGGAGGAGGCCGAGGCCCGGAACCUGCAAGGCCUGGUCUGGGACCCACACAGCCGUCGGAGACAGGUCCUGAAUACCCGGGCCCAAGAACCCAAGCUGUGCUGGCCCCAGGGUUUCUCCUGGAAUCACCGAGCCGUCGUCCACUUCGUUGUGCCUGUGAAGAACCAGGCACGCUGGGUACAGCAAUUCAUCACAGACAUGGAAAACCUGUUCCAGGUCACCGGCGACCCACACUUCAACGUCAUCGUCACUGACUAUAGCAGUGAGGACAUGGAUGUUGAGACGGCACUGAAGAGGUCCAAGCUGCGGAGCUACCAGUACGUGAAGCUGAGUGGAAACUUUGAACGCUCAGCUGGACUUCAGGCUGGCAUAGACCUCGUGAAGGACCCGCACAGCAUCAUCUUCCUCUGUGACCUCCACAUCCACUUCCCAGCUGGAGUCAUCGAUGCCAUUCGGAAGCACUGCGUGGAGGGAAAGAUGGCCUUUGCCCCCAUGGUGAUGAGGCUGCAUUGUGGGGCCACCCCCCAGUGGCCUGAGGGCUACUGGGAGGUGAAUGGAUUCGGGCUGCUUGGCAUCUACAAGUCUGACCUGGACAGGAUUGGGGGCAUGAACACCAAGGAGUUCCGAGACCGCUGGGGCGGGGAAGACUGGGAGCUGCUGGACAGGAUCCUCCAAGCGGGCCUGGAAGUGGAGCGUCUCUCCCUCAGGAAUUUCUUCCAUCACUUCCAUUCCAAGCGAGGCAUGUGGAGCCGCCGCCAGAUGAAGAUGCUGUAGCCGGAGGGUGUCUGCUGGGCCCAGCACUCCCUGCUCCUGGAUGGGCAGCGGCUCCCCAGGGCCCUGCUGCUGUUCGGGGAUAGGGAGUGGGGCGACGGCUGGUCCCCAAGAGGCCUCGAAGCUGACAGCCCACUCCACCUGGAGCUGUCCCCUCACAGAGGCAGGUUCCAGGGCUCCUGUCUCUGCUUCCCGGGCCUUCAGGAGGGAGGAAUUUGAGAGAGAGGCCAGGAGGGGCCACCUGCUCAGUUGAGCAUGAGGACAGCUGAGAAGGACCGGUCAGGAAGGAGAGAUCUGGCUGAGCGACACCAUCCUUACCCAUGAAGGUGCACGCCCGUAUCCACCAAGCGCUCCUCACGCCAAGCGCUGACCACCAGACACUCUUCUAGUGGACGUAUUUUAUUGGGGGGCGGGGAUUUUUAAAACAGAAAACCAAAACUGCUGUCCAGAGCGGGGGUGAGGCUGCCACUGAGGGACUGUCCCCACAUGCAGACCUCCCACCCACUCCUGUGUCCCUUGGGCAUUGUCCCUGGCUGUGGGGCUGGUCCCACGUGGGGCAGUUCUCCGCUCCACCCUGGGCUCGUGCCUUCCAGCGACGCACAUCUCCCGGUAGCCACCAAACAGCCGGCCACUGAUUAGGGCAUUAACCUUCUCCGGAUGGCUCACUUCAGACCAGAAGCACAGAACGGGCUGUUUCUGGCGCUUGGGCAUUGGGAGGUGGGGAGCUGGUGGGCCAUGGGCUUGCGAUUCCCUGGCACUGGACAUUCAGGCCUGCAGAACAGGCAGGGUGACGAAGGCAGGGGAGAGAUGCCCUUUCCCCUCCCGGCGUGCCUGUGGGUGAGGCCUCCAGAGAGGACAUGGAGAAGAGGUAAAGAGGAUGGGGACAUAAUCUGUCAAUUUCCUUAGCCCAGAAGCGGGUGGGGGCUGGACAGAAAGGGAUGAAAAGGGAAGGGGAAGCCAUGAGCCUCCCAGUCCAGCUCCGCUGCAGACCUGCCCUUCUGCAGGGAGAGCCCUGCCCCGCCGGCCUUGCGUGGAAGAAGAGGAAAGGGUGUAUGGGGGUGAAACCCUGGAGCAGGGACCAGGGCACAGGAUGAGAAGGGCUCAGGAUAAGAAGGGUGCAGGAUGAGAGGUUUGGGGAGGUGAGGACACUGCCCUGAGAGAUCCCCUGGAAGCAGGGAGAGGAGUGGGGGCAGGAGGAACUGAAGGGUGGGGCGGUUUCAGGGAAAAUAGCCCUUGGCCUUUUUAGCCGAUGCCACCCUUUCUGUCACCUGGUGACCUUGUACUUCUCUUGCACUAAUAACCCCCGGUGCUUUUGUGGCUGGGGGUUUUCCUGUUGCUGCUGCUGCCUCCGCCACUGCUGUGAAUUUGUCCAUGGUGCAUCGGACGCUGGAUCUUGAACUCCAGAGUCUGUUUAGAGAGGUGAGCACAGGGCUUGGGGAGGGGUGGCGGGGCCCAGACCACCAGGCCACGGAGCCCCCGCUCCAGGCUGUGGCAGUUCAAACCACAGCACUGGAGCUGCAGGGUCUGCCCAGCGGGCUCUGCAUUCCCCGAGAGCUCGAGUCUGGCAAUGGGAGAAUGGAGCCCGUGGAGAACCCUUUGGGGAUCGAGGAGAAUCCCUGCCUCCCUUUAAGGAAUCAUGAAGGACAAAGACUUUUGAGUUACAGGUUGUGGCUUAGGAAGGCCAUACCUGCUCCCUGGGCUGUGGCGUUUUCUGUGCCCUGCUGAGGCCGACUGGCCGCUGGAGAAGGAUCACGGGGCAUAGGCUAGGGCUGCAGUUGGCCAGUGGGGCUGCCAGUUUCUUUCUGGGACCACUCUUGUCCUCGGGCAUUGCACUGGAAGGCUGGAACCAGCCCACACUGCCCGCCUGCUUCACUUCCAACGGCCAGGAGCCAGCCCAGCCUACUACCCUGCCCUCCACCCCUGCACCCUGGGCCAGUGCCUUGCAUUUGAUGUUUGUUACCUCCACACCAUCUGCCUUAAGAGGAAGGGCCGGGCAAGGCCCCUACUUCCUAGAGAAAUGUCUUGGGUAGGGGAGGGUAUGGGAUGGUGGGAGGGGAAGCAUUAAAUACAGCAACUUCUUAGAA
Messenger RNA from Cercocebus atys (sooty mangabey), 5119 nucleotides. It is a transcript of the gene B4GALNT3, whose product is annotated as beta-1,4-N-acetyl-galactosaminyl transferase 3. Bases 30 to 3038 code for a protein of 1002 amino acids. Gene Ontology annotation, molecular function: acetylgalactosaminyltransferase activity. Lineage: Eukaryota; Metazoa; Chordata; Mammalia; Primates; Cercopithecidae. Gene Ontology annotation, cellular component: Golgi cisterna membrane. The record is from RefSeq and is a predicted model, not a curated record. The transcript is spliced from 20 exons.